UUUGCCUCUAGUAACUAAGUGUACAGUACUGACUUGACCAAUAAAGUGAAUUAAGUGGAGGGAGAAUCGUUUACACCAUGAGGAGAGUCUCCACACACCAUCUCCAUGUCUAAAGUUGGACUGAGGCAGAUACUGCUUUAUCAGGAUAGUUUGUCUCCUUCCACACUAUGUUAUGAAGGUUUUCCUGGACGCCGGCAGACAGAGAAAACUCCUCAUCCUGUACCUAUUUAUCUGGAAUAUUGCAGCUGAUUGUCCCGUGCCUGAACAUGGAGAGUACACAGUUAUCACAAAAAAGUCCCAAGUAAUAAAUAAAUUCCCUGAUGGUACUGUGAUCACAUAUGAGUGCAUAGUUGGAUAUGUAAUAGCAAGUGGCACUGGGAUAUCGAACUGCGUCAGUGGGAAGUGGACCAAGCCAGAUAUCAUCUGCAGGAAGAAAGACUGUGGUCCCCUUGAARMAAAACCACACAUGUCAAUUGACACCAGUGAGGGUACUCUGUUUGGUGCAAAAGYAAMAUUAASCUGUGAAAAAGGGUAUGUAUGA
Messenger RNA from Poecilia reticulata (guppy), 541 nucleotides. Lineage: Eukaryota; Metazoa; Chordata; Actinopteri; Cyprinodontiformes; Poeciliidae. The record is from RefSeq and is a predicted model, not a curated record.